This is a messenger RNA of Vollenhovia emeryi, 939 nucleotides long. RefSeq names its product DEAD-box ATP-dependent RNA helicase 42-like. The record is from RefSeq and is a predicted model, not a curated record. The transcript has a single exon. The annotation marks the transcript as partial. Lineage: Eukaryota; Metazoa; Arthropoda; Insecta; Hymenoptera; Formicidae.
AUGAGAGAAGUGAUGGAAAGGAGAGAGGAGAGAGUGAGGAGGGAGGGAGAACAGUGGAGAAUAGAAAGAUGGACGAGGGAGGCGAGGAGUGAGGAAAGGAGGGAAGGAACGACGGACGUGAACGAGAGGUGGCAGGAGAAGGAAAAGGAGAAGAGGACAAGGAGGGAAGAAGGCAAGGAUGGAACAAGUAAGGAGGGGAAGGGAACGAGACGGAAGGAAGGAAGCAAAACAGCAGGAGACGGAAGACAGGUAGUAAGAGCAGAAGAGGUAGAAGAAGGGAAAGAGGAUCGGAGAGAAAAGGUAGGAAGUGUGGAACAGGCGAGAAGGGAGAUGGAGAGAACGCGAGACCAGGAGGCAAAGGAAGGAGAGGAGAGAGAGGAGGAAGAAGUAAAUGACCGGCAGAAGAGACAGAGGGAGAGAGAAGAAAGAGAAAAGAAGAUAACGGAGUCAAGGAAGGGGUUGAGAGAGAGAGGAAGUAGGGAGGCGAAAGAGUGGGAAGGGGGAAGGGGAGAGAAGGACGUACAGGAGGACGGUAAAGGGGGGAAGGAAAAAGGAGAAGGGAGGGGUGAGGGACAGGGAAAGGUAGGAGAGAGAAUAGGGGAGAAGAGGGAGGAAGACAGAAGGAGGAGUCUAGUAUGGAGAGGAGUAGAAGGCAAGGACAGGGAGGAAAGGUUAUGGAGAAUAAGGAGAGCGGUAAAAAACACGAUAGGUAGGGAUAUAGAGAUAGGGGAGAUAGUAGAGAGGAUAGGCGAAAGGGGUAGGGUUGUAGUAAUCACGGAAAUAAUGGAGGAGGAGGAUAGGGAGGAGACGUUGAUGAAGGCAGACUUCCUAAGGGCGAAAUGGGGGUUAAAGGUGGACGAGAAUCUAAGCAUGGAGGAGAGAAGGACGAGGUGGAGAAUGGUGGAAAGGGCGAGAGUGGAGAGAAGUAGAGGGAGAAGG